Molecule: messenger RNA, 2718 nt
Organism: Dunckerocampus dactyliophorus (ringed pipefish)
Lineage: Eukaryota; Metazoa; Chordata; Actinopteri; Syngnathiformes; Syngnathidae
Gene: pmela
Product: premelanosome protein a
Exons: 12
Coding region: 126-2402 (758 amino acids)
Biological process (GO): melanosome organization
Cellular component (GO): melanosome
Source: RefSeq, a predicted model, not a curated record
UCCAGGAGCUUCUUAAAGAGGGCGAGGAAACUUUUCCAAAGUCUCUCUGGGAGUUGUGCCGGGGUUUAGGAGCGGCUGGUGAGGUUCAGGGGAUCUGAGAGAGGAGACACACCACCAAAGACAAGAUGAAGAUUUUGCUGCUGGUCGUUCUGGCCUUGGCAUCUGCAACUGCACAAAAGCCCCGUAGUCAAUUCACACGUUACCGCUCAUGGAACUCACGCAUGUACCCUGUGUGGAGAGAUGGAGACCCAAGAUUUAGGAACUGCUGGGCUGGUGGUGAAGUCACAUUUGAUCUGAAGAACGACGCCCCCACGCUGGUUGGAGCAAAAGCAACAUUUAAUAUUAAUCUUAAUUUCCCUUCGAAUCAGACAGUGCUCCCCAAUGGGCAGGUGGUCUGGGCCCGUAACUGCACUGUUAAUGGUCAACAGUAUCAAGCGGGCCAGUCUGUGUAUCCCGACCAAAAUGAGGAGCGGAGUGCGGUUUUCCCUGAUGGUACACCUUUCACCAGCACCCGGGACAAGAAACCUCACUAUGUGUACGUUUGGAAGACUUGGGGGAAGUACUGGCAGGUGGCAGAUGGACCCUCCUCCUCCCUCACCAUUGCUACAGACAAUGUCGCCCUGGGAUCCUACAACAUGGAGGUUGUCAUCUAUCACUGUCGUGGAAAAGACAAGUUCGUCCCACUUGGCUAUGCCUCCACAGUCUUCACCAUCACAGACCAAAUUCCCUUCACCGUAGCCCUCGCCCAAGUCAAUGACAUCAACCAAGACGACUCAAACUUCAUCCAGAACCGGGCCAUUGCGUUCAGCGUGAACCUCCACGAUCCCAGCCAGUACCUGAGCGGUGCUGACAUCAGCUUCAGCUGGGACUUUGGAGACAGCUCUGGAAUUCUGAUCUCCAGGGAACGCACCGUCACACACACAUACCUCUCAGUGGGCACCUUCAAUCCUCAGGUGGUCCUGAUGGCGAGCAUCCCCAACGGCUGCGUAAACCCCUCUGCUGUGGUUCCUGUUGAUGCCUCUGCUGCCUCGGUUGUAGUUGUGACCCCUGCAGCUGAUCCAGCAGCAGCAGAUGUUCCUGCCUCUGACACUGACCUAGCAGCAGCAGAUGUGCCUACCUCUGACGCUACCCCGGUGCAGCCAUCUGAAGCAGACACCAACACAGAUGACACAGAAGAUCCAGAAACAGAAGAAAUAGAGGCUGCCUCUGUUGCACCUGCAGGAAUUGACACAGCUAUCGUUCCAGCAGAACAAGAUCCAGCUGCCACUGCUGCUACGGCUGCAGAGGUCGCUGCAGAAGACACAGAUGGUGAAGCUGCCACUGCUGAAGAGACAUCAGAUGCUGCUGUGGAUGGAGCAACAGAAGAAGCCGUGCCUGCAGUUGACGCUGCUGCUUCAGUGGCACCUGUCGCUGAGGGAGAAGAAGCCACAGUAGAUGUGGCAGCUACAGUCCUCCCUGAGGCUGCCGAUACUGUUACCACCUCCCCAGAAGUUACUGUAGCAGAGGAAGGUGAUGCUGUGGCUGCUGCUGAAGAUGCUGAUGUUGCUGCAGAGGUGGUCCAAAAUGAAACAGAAGCCCCUGAUAAUGUUGUAGUUCCUGCAGCCACUGAGAGCACAACUGUAGAAGAAGCAGCAGAAGAAGCAGCUGGUGCUGAGGUACCUGAGACUGACAACAACGUUGAUGCUUCCAUAGCGCCAGCAGGUGAUGAGGCGGUUCCAACUGAAGGAGAAGGCCAAGCUGAGGUAGAAGCAGAUCCAGCGCAAGUGGUCCUCGUCGUCAAAAGACAAGUACCAGAGGUGUCAGCGGACUGCAUGGUCUACCGUUACGGCUCCCUCUCCACCUCUGUUGAUGUCAUCCAGGGCAUCGAAAGUGUUGAGAUCGUACAGAUGUCCAAUGUUGUGUCACUGGCAACUGAUUUGGAUCAGAAUGCAGUGGAUGUCACCAUUAGCUGCCAAGGAAGUUUACCAAGCGAGGUCUGCACAGUCAUUUCGGAUGCCGACUGUAUCACACCAGUGGAAACUGUCUGCAGCGUGGCCGCGCCCUCUCCUGACUGUCAAUUGGUCCUUCGCCAGUUCUUCAAUGACUCGGGAGUUUUCUGCCUCAAUGUCUCCUUGACCAAUGAUGUCAGUCUUGCUGUGGCGAGCGCUCGAGUCAGCGUGGCAGUAGCCUCCAGUGGUUCCCCAGCUGGAACUGCUGCUACAAUCCUUGGUGUGAUGGUUCUGGCCUGUGUGGUCUGUUGUAUUGGUUUGAUGUACAGGCGCUUCAAGCAGUACCAGCCGCUGAGAGAAGACAAUGAUGGAAGCGGCACGUCAGUAACAUCCGUGCCUUUGCUCCUGUGGAACUUGCUGAUGCGACAGUCGCCUGGAGAGAGCCGCCCACUGCUUCAGGGGAGGGUCGUGUGAAUAUUAACAUCAUAAUGCACUAAAUGUCAUUUUUAAAUAACAUUUACUGUAAUUAUAUACUCUGUGAUCAUCGUGAAAUGCACAACAGAGCCCACACUGUUUUGAAGGAUUUAUGCUAAAAAAGACAUGAUUUAAAAAAAAGAUUGCUCCAACAAUUUAAAUUACGUUGAUAUUUAUUUUGACCUCCAGUAUUUGUUAAAUUGGCCUUUUUUGUAUAUUUAACCUAAUGUUAAUUUGUUAAUUUGCUUUCAAAUGUAAUCAACUCUCCCAUAUCACAGACCACAUUUGUGUUGUAACAUGAAUAAAAUGGAACUUU